Messenger RNA from Aspergillus affinis, 1686 nucleotides. Its product is annotated as putative arginine transporter. The transcript is spliced from 2 exons. Gene Ontology annotation, cellular component: membrane. Gene Ontology annotation, biological process: amino acid transmembrane transport. The coding region runs from base 1 to 1686 and encodes 561 amino acids. The record is from RefSeq and is a predicted model, not a curated record. Gene Ontology annotation, molecular function: amino acid transmembrane transporter activity. NCBI's taxonomy places the organism in Eukaryota, Fungi, Ascomycota, Eurotiomycetes, Eurotiales, Aspergillaceae.
AUGGCCUCUGAUAACGAGGUCAACAGCACGCCAAAAUUUGCCGGUGAUAAGGGCAUGAUGCCCAACGAGGAACCCAUCCAGUUCGACUCUACUAACGCGUCGCCGGAUUUGCAAGAUGUGGACUGCGAGAAACAUGGCGCAGGUCGCGAGUCAAACCCGCUGCCUGAUCUGAAGCGGAAAUUGAAGAGCAGGCACUUGCAGAUGAUUGCCAUUGGCGGUACAAUUGGAACAGGACUUUUCAUCAGCAGCGGUACUGCGAUUGCCAAAGCGGGCCCUGUCGGUGCGCUCAUCGCCUAUCUCUUCGUCGGCUCGAUCGUGUACUCCGUCAUGACCUCGUUGGGAGAAAUUGCAACUUACAUUCCGAUUCCCGGUGCCUUUACUUCCUAUGCCGCCCGCUUGAUUGACCCCAGUCUGGGGUUUGCCAUGGGCUGGAUCUAUUGGUUCUCUUGGGCCAGUACCUUCGCCCUUGAGUUGACGGCUACGGGUUUGAUCAUACAGUUCUGGGACAAGGACAUCAAUAUCGCUAUCUUCAUCGCCAUCUUCUGGGUCGUCAUUACCCUCUUCAACUUCCUGCCCGUCAGCUUUUAUGGAGAGUUAGAGUUUUGGUUUUCCAGCAUCAAAGUACUUACGGUUGUCGGGUUUAUGAUUUUUGCAAUUUGCAUCGAUGCCGGCGCCGGUGGGAGGGACUACAUCGGAUUUCACUAUUGGGUCAACCCUGGUCCGUUUUCGCCGUACGAGGGGAUCUCGCCCGAUUCGAAGGCCAAGUUUGUGGGCUUCUGGGCGGUGCUUAUCCAGGCUGGCUUUUCGUACCAAGGGACCGAGUUGGUCGGUAUUGCUGCCGGUGAGACCGAGAAUCCCCGCAAAACCGUUCCCUCCGCUAUUCGCAAGACCUUCUACCGCAUCCUAUUCUUCUUCGUCUUGACAAUCUUCUUUAUCGGCCUGCUGGUUCCUUACACCAAUGACGACCUUCUCACCGACGGCAAUGAUGCCAAUUCCUCGCCUUUCGUCAUCGCCGCCAGACUGGCCGGUGUCAAGAUCUUACCCUCUAUUAUCAACGCAGUUUUGUUGACGGUGGUUCUUUCUGCUGCCAACUCCAACGUAUAUAGCGGGAGCCGUAUUCUGAUCGGCUUGGCCCAGGAAGGGUUUGCCCCGCGUUGGUUCAAAAAGACCACAAAGCAAGGCGUACCGUACUUCGGCGUUGCAUUUACCGCCGCCUUUGGCCUACUUGGUUUCAUGAACGUCUCCAACGCUGGCAGCACGGUAUUCAACUGGCUUCUGAAUAUUGCCGGUGUUGCCGGCUUCAUCACCUGGUCAUCGCUUAAUGCCUGCCACCUGGCUUUUAUGCGUGCCCUGAAGGCUCGCAACAUCUCCCGUGACCUUCUUCCCUAUAAGGCCGUGUGGCAACCAUGGUAUGCCUGGUAUGGCCUUUUCUUCAACGUCCUGAUCAUCUUGACUCAAGGGUUCACCGCCUUCAUCCCCACUUUCAGCGUGACCGAUUUUUUCAUUGCCUACCUCAGUUUGAUUCUCUUCGUGGUGCUGUAUGUGGGCCAUAAAAUCGUUUACCGCACUCGUUUCGUGCGUCCUAUCGAGGCCGAUAUCGAUACCGGUCGCACCGCACUUGAGAAUGAGUCGUGGGAAACAUCCGCGCCCACCACAAAGUGGUAUCACCGACUGAAGCUCCGGUAG